Molecule: messenger RNA, 4779 nt
Organism: Astyanax mexicanus (Mexican tetra)
Lineage: Eukaryota; Metazoa; Chordata; Actinopteri; Characiformes; Acestrorhamphidae
Product: myosin-IIIb
Exons: 30
Coding region: 161-3424 (1087 amino acids)
Cellular component (GO): myosin complex
Molecular function (GO): protein binding; cytoskeletal motor activity; ATP binding
Source: RefSeq, a predicted model, not a curated record
AGCUGGAGUGAUCAGAGAGUUCAGCAGCUUAGAGAGAACAGGAGCAGCUGAUUCACGCUUUUAGCGAUUUUCUAUCGUUUAAAGGAUGUUUUAAGGAAUGAGGAGCGCAGGAACAGAACCGUCUCCUUCCGCAGAACCGAGUUAAGCUCCGAACCGAGUCAUGGAGGAUCUGGCCGGGCUUUCUGAGCUGGAUGAGAACAGCCUGCUGGAGUCUCUGACCGGCCGCUUCGACCACAACCGCAUUUACACGUAUAUUGGGGAUAUCCUGGUGGCAGUGAACCCGUUUAAGCAGCUCCCGCUGUACGAGAAGGAGGUGUCGGAAAGAUACAAAUGCCAUGAGAAAAGUUCUCUACCUCCCCAUAUAUUUGCAGUAGCUGACCGAGCGUACCAGUCCAUGCUGGGCAGACUGGGAACCGGGCCCAAAAACCAGUGUAUCGUUAUCAGCGGAGAGAGUGGCACCGGGAAGACCGAGAGCACCAAGCUGCUGCUGAGGCAGCUGAUGGAACUGUGCCGAGCCAACUCCCAGCUGGAGCAGCAGAUCCUGCAGGUGAAUCCUCUCCUGGAGGCGUUUGGAAAUGCUCAGACCGUCAUGAACGACAACAGCAGCCGGUUUGGGAAAUACAUCCAGCUACGCUUUCAGAACUCUUCAGUGAAAGGAGCUAAAAUUAACGAGUACCUGCUGGAGAAGUCGCGGGUGGUGCAUCAGGACGAGGGCGAGAGGAACUUCCACAUCUUCUACUGCAUGCUGGCUGGAAUUUCUCCUCAGGAUAAGGAGAUGUACGGCCUGCUGGACCCGACUCAGUACCGGUAUUUGAAUGGGCGCUUUGUUCAGGAUGAUAUGGUGAAGCACUGGAGCGCCAAGUACAGUGAAGUAUCCAACGCCAUGGAUAUGGUGGGCUUUGAGGAACAGGAAAAGGUGGACAUGAUGACCAUCCUCGCAGGUAUCUUGUCUCUGGGGAACAUCACGUUUGAGGUGACGGACAGCGAUGCUCUGAAAGUGGCGGAUAAGUCUCAGGGUUGGCUCAAAGCUGCAGCGGGUCAGCUGGGGGUUCAGGAGGAGGAGCUGCUCCGGUGUUUGACGUGUACGAUGACAGUGACUCGAGGCGAGUCCAUCUACCGCCUCCACAACCAGCAGCAGGCUGAAGAUGCCAGAGACUCGAUCGCUAAAGUGGUGUACGGCAGAGUGUUCGGCUGGAUCGUCAGCAAAAUCAACGAGCUGCUCUCCCACAAGCUGGACUGGGACGUGGAGCUCAGUGAAAUCGGAAUUCUGGAUAUCUUUGGUUUUGAGAAUUUUGCCGUGAACAGAUUUGAGCAGCUCUGCAUUAAUCUGGCGAACGAGCAGCUGCAGUAUUUCUUCAACCACCACAUCUUCCUAAUGGAGCAGAAUGAGUAUAAAGAGGAGGGCAUCCAGUGGGAGACCAUCACCUUUAAAGAUAAUAAACCAAUCCUGGAUCUGUUUCUAACCAAACCCAUCGGGAUCCUCUCCCUGCUGGACGAGCAGAGCGCCUUCCCUCAGGCCACAGACGGAAACUUUGUGGACAAGCUGAACAGCAAAUUCAAAGCCAAUCCCCACUUUGAGGUGGUCCGGAGCCACAGCCCCCUCUUCACUAUCGUACACUACGCCGGGAAGGUGCAGUAUAACGCCAGUGGCUUCCUGGAGAAGAACCGAGACAACAUCCCUGCCAACAUCCGCACCCUGUUCAUCAACAGCGUCACCCCCCUGCUCAGCGUGCUCUUCUCCGCUACAAUAUCCAGAACGGGAACACUGAUGCCCCGGAAAGCAAAACUGCAGGUUGUGGACGACAACUUCAACUCCACCAGGAAGCAGUCUGUGGGCGCGCAGUUUAAGCACUCUCUGGCCGUGCUGAUGGAGAAGAUGUUCGCAGCCAGUCCGCACUUUGUGAGAUGCAUCAAACCCAACAGCAGUAAGCAGCCGGAUCAGCUGGACAGUAAGCUGGUGAUGGAUCAGCUUCGCUAUAAUGGCUUGCUGGAGACCAUCCGCAUUCGGAGAGAAGGUUUCUCCUGGAGACCCUCUUUUAAAGAGUUUGCACAGAGGUACAACAUCCUGCUGCUGAACCCAGACCUGCCUCUGGAUAAAGAAAGCUGCAUUUCCAUCCUCAACACCACAGAGCUGCGUGGCUGGAAAUGCGGAUCGUCCCGCUUGUUUUUUAAGUACUGGCACCAGGAGGAGUUGGCUCGUCUGCUGGAGCGGCUGGGGAAGGCAGCUGUCGUCAUUCAGAAGAAUUUCCGGGCGAUGAGCUGCAGGAGGAGGUACCUGGCGCUCCUGGCGGAGGUGAGGAGGCAGCGGCAGCUCCAGCGGGAGAGAGAGGAGCGGGAGGAGGAGGAGAUGAGGAGGAGGCAGAAGCUUCUAGAGGAGGAGGAGGAGAAGAGGAAGAGGCGUCUGAUUAUCGAGCAGGAGAACAAGAGACCGGCUCCUCCCCCUGUUCCUCUGCCCAGGAAGAAAAAGCCUGAGCCCAGACCUCGCUCUAUACUGACCGGCCCCGCCCAGUCCUCCCCCCUGGCACCUGUACCCCGACCUCGCAGCAAACAGUUUGAGGCCACUCCGUUUGAUAACGACCUGCAGGUGAACAGUGAUCUGAUAAACCUGCUGGGUCAACCUGAGAGUGAAGAUUCAGCUAAAGAGAGGCGGAGGAGGAGGAGCAACACCCUCCGCUGGUUUAAAGAGACUCAGGCCCGAAAAGUGGCUCGAAACGGGACCUUCCCCUGCUGGUUCCACGGCAUGAUCACACGCAGGCAGGCUGAAGAUCUGCUGAUUGAUAAGCCUCAGGGCUGUUUCCUGAUUCGAGUCGGACAGAGCCGAGAAGGAUAUACACUUUCAUACAGGGGUGCUAACCGCUGUCGACACUACAUGAUCGAGAUGCAGAGUAAUGGGAAGUAUGUGAUUUUGGGGGAGGACCGGGCGCACGCCGCCCUGCCUGAUCUGGUUCAGUACCACACCCAAGUGGGCAUCAAGCCGUUCAUGGAGAUUCUCACGAUGCCAUGCGGACAGCAGUGUGAUCAUGAGCCGGAUUAUGAGGAGCUGCAGGCGGUGAUGGCUCCGGCCCGGCAGAACAGCAGCAGCCUGGACCCCGGCGAGGACAUCUACGAGGACCCGGACCACGUCCACCUGAAAAUGCAGAGGCUCUUCCUGCCCCCGGGGCAGAACCCGGGCCUGGAGGCCCACAAGCCCCCGGUGCUGAAGCGCGCGUCGGACCGGCGCCGGCGGCAGGAGGCCGCAGAACCGGAGUUCAACCAAGAGGAAGAUCCAGAACACAAGGGCCGACCCGUCCCCCGCCUUUAUCCUUCCAUCCGCCUCGCCAUGCGGGAGAUCCAGCAGAUCCAGCAGCAGUUCUCAGCCAGCCAGGACCAAACGGCCCCGCCCCCCCACAGGCCCCGCGGACCCUGGAGGAAGAAAGAUCCCUAACCAGACGGGGGGAUGACGCUCAGACCGUCUCGCUGCUAAUUAUUGGAAAUGUGAACGGCAGAACCGAACCGGCAAGGGUUAAAUCAGAUUCACGGAACAGGACUUGAACAAACCGAGGAAAACUAACUGACUCCUCAUCAGCAUCAGGGGAAUUUUAGGCCUUUUAAUGUUUUUCUGUUAGUUUUUAUGUGUUUUUUCAUUUUAAAUGGUUAUUUAAUUUGUAAAUUAUGUUGUCAUGUGAUAUAUUUUAUGAUGUUCCUGUUUUUCUGGAGUGUUUCAAUAUGUAAAUUAAUGCAGCACGUUUUUUAAAAAUUGUCAAGUCAUCGCAUUUAUCUUCAAUUUGUUUUAAACUGGUUUACAACAUGAAAUAAAAAACAGUGCAUAAAUUAUUUCACCCUAUUUAGCAGAAAGAUGCACAGGUAAUUUAUAAGGUAAUUAAUAAGGUAUUUAUGAAUUAAUUGGUUAAAUAUUAGUUUUAUGGUUAGAUUUUAGAUUUUAGCAUCACUAAACACCUAAAAGAGGCAAAGAUAGUUUUGUUUGCAGAAAUAUAGAUAAUAUAAUACGUUUAUUAAUAUAAUAGAAUUGCUAAUUGGUAGCCGAAAAGUAGUGCUUAUUCAGCAGAAAGAGCAAGAAAUAUUGAACAUCUACAGAUUUAUUAAUAUUCUCUCAUUUUGAACAUAUAUAUGUUUAAUACUUGAAUCCUCAAGUGCUUGAAGUGGCUUUUCAGACUUAGACACUGAGGAUUGGCAUCAGCAGCCGGAGUCCGAGAGAGUACAGCAUUGUGAUGCUGAGUACCAGAGCUUUAAAGUGAAAAUGACAGGAUUUUGUUUAGAUAACAUUGAUCGUUAUCUGCAGUUACUGAGCAUAUCAAUUUAAAAUAAUGAAAGCAUCAACGCAACAGUAGAUUUACUAAUGAGAAAAUGUGAAAAAUAAUCUGUAAACCGAAGCUUAACAACAGGGAUUCUCAAACUGUGGUACGUGUACUACUGGUGGUAUGCAAAUCUCAAGAAACAAAUAUAGAAAACUACUAUUUAAAAAUAUGUAUUAAUCGUUUAACCUUUUCAACAUCCCAGCAGGUAAAGCACAAUACAUGCAUGUACCUCAGCAGUGCUAUUCUUAUCAUGAAUUUAUUCCAGUAGUUCUCCUUAAAUCACAUGUGCGUGAAGUUUACUAUCCUAGUCCUGUACAGCAUCUUUCCCUCCCUCCCUGCAGAGAAUCACUGAAUGAAGUUGAUUUAUUUUAGUCAUUUAAUUAGUUGAUCAUUCAAGAGUGAUUUUAAUUCAAGUGUUUAUUACUGAUAUUCCACAAACCAGGUCAAAUUACAUUGAAUACAAGAAAUAAACACUUAAAAUAGA